Closterium sp. Yama58-4 is the source of this 4020-nucleotide messenger RNA. The record is from the annotation of a GenBank genome assembly. NCBI's taxonomy places the organism in Eukaryota, Viridiplantae, Streptophyta, Zygnematophyceae, Desmidiales, Closteriaceae.
AUGGCUCCCAGCGAUGAGCUCGAGGCUUUACGGCAAGCCGUCGUGGCGAAACAAGAGGAGGUUACCACGCAAGGCGACACCGUGCGAGCCCUUAAAGCCGCGAAGGCCGACCGCGCCGAGAUCGACGCGGCGAUCGAGAAGCUCAAGCACUUAAAGCUAGACCUGGAGUCGGCGACUAAGGCAUUCACGGCGAAAUCAGAGGCGGAGGGAGGCGGGAAGGGCAAGGAUGCGAGCAUCAAUCGGGAGGCGUUUCGGCAGGCCGUGAACAACGCGUUGGAGCGGCGGCUGUUCAUCAUUCCGAGCUUCAAGAUCUAUGGCGGCGUGGCUGGGCUAUUCGACUAUGGUCCGCCUGGCUGCGCCGUCAAGUCGAAUGUGCUCGCAUUCUGGCGCCAGCACUUCGUGCUAGAAGAGAACAUGCUGGAGGUCGACUGCCCGUGCGUCACGCCCGACGCAGUCCUGCGCGCGUCAGGCCACGUGGAUAAAUUCACGGACCUCAUGGUGAAGGACGUGAAGACCCAGGCGUGCUACCGCGCGGACCAUCUGCUCAAAGACCACCUGGGGGAGCUGCUAGAGAAGGAGGUGACGAUAGCUCCUGAGCGGCGCGAGGAGAUCAAGCACGUGCUGGCCGUGCUGGACGAGUACGGUGCAGAGGAGUUGGACGGCAAGUUGAAGGAGUUCGGGGUGAAGGCGCCGGAUACCAAGAAUGACCUGUCUGCGCCGUACCCCUUCAACCUCAUGUUCUCCACUGCUAUUGGCCCCACGGGGCUGCUGCACGGCUACCUGCGCCCCGAGACAGCGCAGGGCAUAUUCGUCAACUUCAAGGACCUGCUGUACUACAACGGCGGCAAGCUGCCCUUCGCUGCUGCUCAGAUCGGCCAGGCCUUCCGCAACGAGAUCGCUCCUCGAGCAGGGCUGCUGCGAGUGCGUGAGUUCACGCUAGCGGAGAUCGAGCACUUUGUGAGCCCCACCGACAAGUCCCACCCGCGCUUCCCCUCUGUGGCCGACCUCUCCUUCCUGCUCUACCCGCGCGCCGAGCAGCUGGGACCCAAACAGCCCGUCACCAUGCGGCUGGGCGAUGCCGUGGAGAAGGGCAUAAUCAACAACGAGACUCUCGGCUACUUCAUCGGGCGCACGUUCCUCUUCCUCUCCCGCCUGGGCAUCGACCCGCAGCGCCUGCGCUUCCGCCAGCACCUGCAGCACGAGAUGGCGCACUAUGCUACUGACUGCUGGGAUGCUGAGAUCGAGUGCUCCUACGGCUGGGUGGAGUGUGUCGGCCUGGCUGAUAGGUCUGCGUUCGAUCUCAAGGCUCACACGGAGAAGAGCAAGGUGGAGCUGGUGGCGUAUGAGAAGUUCCCCGAGCCUCGCGAGGUGGAGGUGAUGAGCAUAGUGCCCAGCAAGAAGGACAUCGGCAAGGCCUUCAAGCGCGAUGCCAAGCUCAUCGCCGAGUCCCUUGAGGCAAUGACCGAGGCAGAGGCGCUGGCGAUGAAGGCAGCGCUGGAGGCGGAAGGCAAGGUGGAGUACACGCCGUGUGGGGGCACCCAGGCGUUCAGCCUCACCAAGGAGAUGGUUGCUAUCAGCAAGGAGAAGAAGAAGCUGCAGGGCCAAUCCUUCACCCCAUCCGUGAUCGAGCCAUCAUUCGGCAUCGGCCGAAUCAUCUACUGCAUCUACGAGCACAGCUUCUACUCCCGCCCCUCCGCGGACGAGGCGCGCACCGUGUUCCGCUUCACGCCGCUGGUGGCGCCCAUCAAGUGCACCGUCUUCCCACUCGUGCAGCGCGGGGACCUUGAGAAGGUGGCGCAGGAGGCGAGUGCAGGGCUGACCAAGGCGGGCGUGGCGAAUAAGAUUGACACCACGGGGACGACGAUUGGGAAGAGAUACGCGAGGACGGAUGAGCUGGGGUGCCCGUUUGCGAUCACCGUAGAUGGGCAGACCCUGGAGGAUGGCACCGUGACUCUACGGGAGCGCGACAGUACAGCGCAGGUGCGCAUUCACAAGGAUGAGGUGGCAUCGGUGGUGCGCCAGCUGGCAGAUGGGCUGCUGGGCUCUCGCCUCAAGGACUCCACCCGAUUGGUCGACAUUCCCGGCCUCCUCCAGCCUGGAUCUGCCACGUCAGCAUCUGCCAGCGCUGCUACACCAAGGGCCCCAUCUGUCCGUGCUGGCAGCUCCAUCCCCAUGAAUGGCAGUUCCCAUGGUGCGGCGCAUGCUCCUGCCUCUGACUCUAAGCCCUGUGGCUCUGAAUCUGCACCCGCAGACGCUUUCCUGGUUCUGAUGAGCUUCCAGCGCAAGGAGAAGCGACAGAUGGGUCCUGUGCUGUCCUCGCAGUCUGGGGGAACGCCACGUCGUGCUGCUGCUGCCAUGACAUUGGAUGGUGCACAUGGCACCGGCACAGCCAUUGGGUCUCCUCGCAUUCCAGAUCCGAUCCCAUUUUCGCCAUCUGCUCAUCCCCCAUCUCAUUGCGUUGUACCAUCUAGUCAGCGCUUCCCUCCAAAAGAAAGAGCUCAGAUUAGCGCUGCUGCUAUAAGAAGAGGAUGUGCAGUAGAUGUGGUGGAGCAGCGGAUCAGUAGCAACCCUCCUGAACUCGCUGCACCGAGGACGGACGGAGGCGCAAAGCAGAAUGAGUCCGCUGAGGUUGACAAUGGCUCUCAGGCGUUAGAAGAUUUUGUUUCCCCGGGAAGGAGAGGGGGGAAAGCAGCUGUAGCGGGAGGGGGGAAGGGGAGAGGAGAUGGAGGUGCGCUGGUUGUGGUGGUGGGCAUGUGGGACCCGUCUCGACCGCCAGAGCAGCAGAUCAAGCGUGGAGGCAUGCUGCUGCAAGUCCCCACCGUCCCCCAUUUCCCUCCAGGCACACAGCAGCGCACGCCGCGUCGCAGUGCUGUCAAGCUGGCAGACAAGAGGAGAGCUGCUUUUCACUCGGCACUCACUGCAGCCCUCCACCGCACCCACCAAGACUUCCUCGAUCACGUCCUCCCUCCUGCGCCGCAGUCACAGCCCGCCGCAGCACACAUUCACCCAUCACCUCAGUCCCGCCGUUCAGCCUUCCCUGUUGCUGCGGCAUCUGGCAUGGGCUGUGCCAGCAGAGGCCUGCAAGGAGAGGAGAGUCAACAUGGGGCGGCUGGUGCAGCGGAAGGGGGGAGCGAGGCAGAGCAGGGUGAGCAGGAGUGCAGUGCGGUGCCGGGAGAGGAGAGGAUGGUGGAAGAGGGGCGUUUUGAAGCAGGGGGAGUUGACGUGGAAGAGAGUGGCAGAGUGAGAGGAGGGAAAGAGAAGAAGCAGGGAUGUACUGGUGUGAAGCAGAGUGCGGGCAGCAUGGCUUGGCAUGCGGAUUUCCCUUUUGAAGACAUCUCCGUCUCCAUGCUGCUUGCUGAAGCGGCCUCAUUCCAUUCCUCUCAGCAUAUUGAUGCUCAUGUGCAUGCAAGGCAUGGGGGAGUUAAGAAGGGAGGGAAAGCGAAACAGCAGAGAGAGGCAAGGGCGGGGAGGCAGAGCAAGCAGCGGAGGAAAGGAGGGGCAGCUGGGGAUGAGUCUGUUAAGACUGGAGAGGUGGAGGAAGGCGCAAUGGAGAGUGGGGAAGGGGCAGAGGAGGGUGGGAAGAAGGGAGGCUGUGAUGGUGGUGCUGGUUGUGGUGGCGAUGAGUGGUGGGAAGAGGCAGGCGUUGGGUCGCAGCGAUACACACCUCCUUGUCCGCCCAGGCAACUCAAGAAGGUGCCUCCUUGCAAUAACUCGCCGUCCGUCUCCCCUUUCCCCUCACACUCCUGCUUCUCCCUUCCCUCCCCUGUAACUCCGUUGUCUGCCCACAUCCCCCCCGCAUCUCCCUCCCUCUGCUGCGCCGGGCAUCAGAGCACGGAGCCCAUGGGUGCACCGCAGCUGCUGGAGCAUCUCAAGCAGGGAUUGGGAUCACUAGGGCAGGUGGUGCACUGCGAGGAGCUGCCACAGAGGAAACCGCGCUAUGGAAAGCUGGCCAGCCAGUUAUGCCCUGCCACGUGGCACGCCUUGGCUCGUGCGGGUGUCUCCCAGCUCUAUUCCCAUCAG